AUGGCCUCGCCGCCGCUGUCGCAGGUGCUGCCUCCCCUGCUGCUGGGGACGGCCACCUUCAACCACCAGUACCACCCCGACCCGUCGCGCAUGCCCUACGUCGACAUCGUCCGCAGAGCCCUCGAGCACGGCAUCACCGCCUUCGACACGUCGCCCUACUACGGGCCCUCCGAGGUCCUGCUGGGCCAGGCCCUGCGCCUCGUCACCCCGCCGCCGCCGCGCGAGGGAUACUUCCUCGUCACAAAGGCCGGCCGCAUCAAGGCCGACGAGUUCGACUACUCGCCCGCCUGGGUGCGCUACAGCGUCUGCCGCAGCCUCGAGCGCCUGGGCACGCCGUACCUGGACCUGGUCUACAUGCACGACGUCGAGUUCGUGUCGCCCGCCGAGGUGCUGCAGGCCGUUGCCGAGCUGCGCCGCCUGCGCGACCAGGGCCUGAUCCGCUACGUCGGCAUCAGCGGCUAUCCCGUCGAGACGCUGGCCGCGCUGGCCGAGACGGUGCUGCGCGAGACGGGCGAGCCGCUCGACGCCGAUCCUGUCCGCUUCCGAGCCGCCAGGGUUGAGUGUCUGCUCAACGCCAGCAUCCUCAACAUGGGCCUGCUCACGACCCGCGGCGUCGACAACGGGCCCAUGGCCUCGUGGCACCCCUCGCCGCCCGAGCUGCGCAGGGCCUGCGCCACUCUGUCGCAGAUAGCAAAGGACGAGGGCGAGCAUCUCGAGGGCGUGGCCAUCCGCUGGGCGCUGGAGAACUGGGCCCGCGCCGGCAAGGAUUUUGGCACCACGGCCUACGUCGGGGCCGGGCCGCGCAUCGGCGCCAGCGUCAUGGGCGUCACGGCUGUCUCCGAGCUCGACGAGACGUGGGAUUUGUGGAGGAGUGUCAUCGGGCCCGUCAUCGGCACCAAGGACAACGCCGCAACCGAGAGGAGCGAUAAGAUUGCCAGGCUGGUCAGGGACAAGAUGUGGCCCAGUCUGGGCUCGUGGAAGGACUACGCGUGGGAGAGCGGCGGCGAGGCGUUUGUCAAUGCCAGGGCGACGCCUGGACAGAUUCCCAACGACGAGGUGGCGGAGAGAUGGGGGCUGGUCCCUUCAGCAGCAGCAGCAGCUGUUUCCAAAUUGUGA
Molecule: messenger RNA, 1116 nt
Organism: Trichoderma citrinoviride
Lineage: Eukaryota; Fungi; Ascomycota; Sordariomycetes; Hypocreales; Hypocreaceae
Product: Aldo/keto reductase
Exons: 2
Coding region: 1-1116 (371 amino acids)
Biological process (GO): dehydro-D-arabinono-1,4-lactone biosynthetic process
Cellular component (GO): cytosol
Molecular function (GO): D-arabinose 1-dehydrogenase [NAD(P)+] activity
Source: RefSeq, a predicted model, not a curated record